Molecule: messenger RNA, 1566 nt
Organism: Andrographis paniculata
Lineage: Eukaryota; Viridiplantae; Streptophyta; Magnoliopsida; Lamiales; Acanthaceae
Product: protein root UVB sensitive 2, chloroplastic
Exons: 10
Coding region: 144-1436 (430 amino acids)
Biological process (GO): response to UV-B; auxin polar transport
Cellular component (GO): chloroplast envelope
Source: RefSeq, a predicted model, not a curated record
AUAAUUGUUUUUGAAUUGGACCAAAUUGAUAAUUAUGACAGGGACAACAAUUUGAGUUUUACUCUCUUCACAUCGGUAGUUCGCCGUUUCAAGCUUGGGUCGUUCACGGCGGCUGCCGCAGCAACUUCUUCAACAUCUUAUCCAUGGAUCUUUUGGAAAAAUUAAAGAUGCAAAGCAAGAAACCAGAUGAUCCGGCGGCGCCUCCGCCGCCGGUGUGUUGGAUUGAGUCUGCGGAUUCGGUUUCUCGCCGCUUUCAGUUCGAACCUGACGGCCAACUCUCUGUGAGAAUAGUGGAUGAUUCCAGACCUGCCUCUCGAAGAAUGGUCGAUUCAUUUAUAAGUACAUUCCUCCCGUCCGGUUACCCAUAUAGUGUUAGUGAGGGAUAUCUUAGAUACACACAAUUCCGGGCAUUGCAACACUUCACAAGUGCAACAUUAUCUGUAUUAUCAACUCAGUCUCUUCUAUUUGCUGCAGGCUUACGACCUACGCCUGCACAGGCUACUGCUGUGAGUUGGAUAUUAAAAGAUGGAAUGCAGCAUGUCGGAAAGAUAAUUUGUAGCAAUUUGGGUGCAAGAAUGGACUCAGAACCUAAAAGUUGGAGGAUUUUUGCUGACAUUCUUUACGACGUUGGUACUGGUCUGGAAGUAGUUUCACCUUUAUGUCCGCACUUAUUUCUUGAAAUGGCCGGGCUUGGCAAUUUUGCUAAGGGAAUGGCGGUUGUUGCUGCACGAGCGACGAGAUUGCCCAUAUAUUCUUCAUUUGCGAAAGAGGGAAAUCUAAGUGACCUUUUUGCUAAAGGUGAAGCAAUUUCCACUCUGUUUAACGUCCUCGGAAUAGGAGCAGGAAUACAGUUGGCUUCGACUGUUUGUUCGUCAAUGCAGGGAAAGAUUAUUGUUGGACCGUUGCUUUCCUUGGUUCACAUAUACUGUGUCAGAGAAGAGAUGAGGGCAACUCCGGUGAACACGCUAAACCCGCAGCGAACGGCCAUGAUUGUUGCCGAGUUUUUAAAGGUUAUACCUACUGGCAGAGUAUCGAGCCCUGCUGAUCUAAGAUACAAAGAAGAUCUCAUAUUCCCGGGACGCCUAAUAGCAGAAGCCGGAAAUGUGAAGGUGGGCAGGCCAUUACACGCGGCUCUGAAGCCAUCGGAGCUCCACAGAGCUAAAGAAAUCCUCCCCGGCGAGAAGUUCAUUCUGCGCCCGGGAAUCAAGUGGACGGACAUGAUACUGGAGCGCAGCGCCACCGGCGAAGACGCUUUGAAGGGAUGGCUUGUUGCCGCGUACGCUGCUGAGGUUGAGAAGUUGCCGAGCGGAGAUGCUAUCCGGGAGGCGUAUGGAAGAAUGAAUGACAUGUUGGAGCCGUUCUUGUUGGAGCUACAGUCGAAGGGAUGGCACACCGACCGGUUCCUCGACGGGACGGGAUGUCGAUUCGCUUUGUAGGGGUACGUGAUUCCUGUUAGGGAAGAACAUUGCAAUUCUUCGCCAUUUUCAAUGUUGUUACAAGUUUUGCAACGUUGAUAAUUGCAGCAGAUGUAUUCAUCAAUCAAUUCAUGCUAUUUUCAUUUUUUUA